Messenger RNA from Paramuricea clavata, 399 nucleotides. Lineage: Eukaryota; Metazoa; Cnidaria; Anthozoa; Malacalcyonacea; Plexauridae. The record is from the annotation of a GenBank genome assembly.
AUGCUAAAUUGGUUCACUAACUACUUAACUGGUCGGACCCAAAGAGUUGUCGUUGAUGGUGUUGCUUCAGGUUGGUCCUCAGUAACAUCUGGUCUACCACAAGGUAGCAUACUUGGUCCAAUGUUGUUUGUAUUAUUCAUCAAUGAUUUACCUGACAUCAUUCCCGAAAAAUCAGAAACUGCUUUGUACGCUGAUGACACAAAAACAUUCAGGAAAAUUACUUGCGAAGAUGAUGCUCGCCAAUUACAACAAACCUUGACAAACCUAGCCACCUGGAGCAAUACCAACAAUAUGAGGUUCAACGAGUUAAAAUGUAAAGUGUUGACUGUGUCGCGAAAGAAACAACCUGUGGACUUCACAUACCGACUGCAUGGGCUCGACCACUCUUUCUCAUGUUGA